Penicillium cinerascens is the source of this 1542-nucleotide messenger RNA. Its product is annotated as ATP-binding protein. The record is from RefSeq and is a predicted model, not a curated record. Lineage: Eukaryota; Fungi; Ascomycota; Eurotiomycetes; Eurotiales; Aspergillaceae. The transcript is spliced from 5 exons. The coding region runs from base 1 to 1542 and encodes 513 amino acids.
AUGGGCCAGUACACCCCCGACCCUACUGAUCAGAAUGAUACGGAAGAUGGCAAAGGUCAGAGUCGCAAGAGCGAUGACCCCAAUCUGAAAUCCACCAUCCUAAAGAUGCUGGAGACCGCUGCAACGACGGCAGCAUCUAUUUUCAUUCUAGGAGCGGCGGGCUACUCGUACCACCGGUACUACAAGUACCUGAUCCUGGAUAAGAUGGACAAUGCAUUUGAACCAGGUGAUCCCGCUCUUGAAGUCGCGGGUGUAGUGUCUGGCAAACACCAGUAUACCCAGGAGGAGCACUGGGUUCCGCGAGACGAGCAAACGCGGAUUGAUGACAUUGUUUCCGGGCGAAGCCGCGGUCAUUACUAUCUCAUCGUCGGCGAGAAGGGCACCGGAAAGACCUCUAUGCUUCUCGAAGCAAUGCGCAAAAUCAAUGGCCUCAGUUGUGCCAUGUUUGAGGCGCAUGCCGACCUUGAGAUCUUCCGCAUCCGUCUUGGAAAGGCCCUGGAUUACGAAUUCCACGAAGACUAUAUUGGCAGCCUUUUCAGUAUCCGUGGCCCGCGUGAUACCACGGCCCUGCUAGAUAUCGAACGAGCCUUCAAUAAGCUUGAGAAGGUUGCUCUGGCCAGAAGAAAGAAGGGCACGCCGCCGCUUGUCCUCAUUGUCAACAGUGCUCACUUGGUUCGAGACGAUCACGAUGGCCAAGAUCUGCUUGAGAUGAUUCAGCAGCGGGCCGAACAAUGGGCUGCAAGUGGCCUUGUCACUACUAUUCUUAACAGCGACGAUUACUGGGUAUACGAGCGUCUGAAGCGCUACGCCACGCGCAUGGAAGUCAUCCCAGUUACCGAUCUGCCCAAGGACAAGGCCAUGAAUGCAUUGAAGAGAUACCGCCAGCAGUUCUUCAACGAGGAUCUGCCCUCCAAGGUCCUCGAGGAAGUCUAUGACAAAGUGGGGGGGCGGCUGUCAUUCCUGAACCGAGUUGCCAAGUCCCACAACAUCACGUCGACCUGUGACGAGAUUUGCCGGGCCGAAAAAACAUGGUUCCUCAACAGAUGCUGGAUUCUCGGUAUGGAGAUGGAUGAUGAUGUGAUGGACGAGCAGAAAUAUUCGUCUGCUGCUAUGGUCCUGGCUAAGGCUCUAGUCGAGCUUGAAAAGGAAAUGGAACAAACCUAUGACCCAGAGAGAGGCCAUAUCUUGCCCGAGAUCCCGCUCCACAAAGCACGUGAGAUCAUGACCCGCGCCGACUUCAUCCAGUCUUACGACCACGAUAACAUCUUCACCAUUGACUCGCGAGCAAUGGUGCGCGCUGAUUCUGUUCCCAUGCAGCGCGCCUUCCGGGAGAUCUGCGCAAUUGAAGGAUUCGACAAGCACUUGGACGGCACUCUGGAGCGCAUUGGCGACAUCGAGAGUCUCGGCCGUACGCGCGAGCUGACUAUCAAGGACCUCUGGAAUCAGGGCAAGUACAGAAUCGUCGUACGGGAUACCAAGGGACGCGAGAGUGGGACGGUGGAGUUUGCCGUGGCAGAGAACGAGGGAGGCGAGGAUGAUUGA